AUGGAUCGUUACGCUGUCGCUCAUGCCUCUCGCAACGGCCCCGGAGACGCUCGUCCAACGGCCCUCCAGAUAGUCCAAGAUGAGUUGCAGUACGGCGACAAAUCUUCAUCUUCUCUAUCAGAGCUCACAAUUGUCAUCACUGGUGCAACGUCUGGCAUUGGCUAUGAGACUGCCCAGGCGCUCUAUGCCACAGGGGCAAAGCUUUUCAUCACGGCGCGAGAUACCGCCAAGGCUAGACAAGCCAUUGACAGAAUUGUGUCGAGUAUUUCUCCAGUCAAUGGAAGACGGUACCAAGAGAUUGAGGUUGUGUGCAUGGAUAUGGAUUCCCUUGCGUCUAUGAGACACGCGGCGGGGGAGAUUCUCACCAGGGCGAAAACGAUCAACGUCUUGAUCAACAACGCUGGUGCGUACAGACUAUCAUGCCCUCGAAUUCAUACAAAAGACGGCCUAGAGCGCAACUGGGGCGUAAACUACAUAGCACACUUCCUCCUCACCCACCUCCUCCUCCCGCGCCUCGAAGCAAGCAGCUCCCCAGUCCGCCGCUCCCGCAUCGUCAACCUGAGCACCACCGGACAUAGACUCUUCCCAACCCACCUCGAAGACCCAAACUUUGAAAAGACGCCGUACGAGCCAAUGUCUGCGUAUGCAACGUCGAAGCUGGCCCUCAUAUACCACGCCAACUAUCUCGACCGGCACUUUUCUGAUCGUGGGAUUAGAGCUGUGUCGGUUCAUCCGGGGACUAUACGGACACCGAUGCUGGACAAGUAUGACGCCUUGCGUAGUGAGAAGGUUGAUUUGCCGCCAGCGUAUGCGGAGGAGCUCAAGUCUGCCGAGCAAGGCGCUGCGACGACUGUCUUUGCGGCGAUUGCGGCGUGUUUGGAGGAUAAGGGCGGGGUUUAUCUGGAGAAUUGCACGUAUGGAAAGGAGGCUGCUGAGGAUCUGGGGCCGAUGGAUGGGGGAUAUGCGGCGUUUGCGUUUGAUGAGGAGGUGGAGGAGAGGCUUUGGAAGGAUACGUGCAAGUUGCUGGGGGUUUCCGAGGCGUUGUAG
This is a messenger RNA of Trichoderma reesei QM6a, 1047 nucleotides long. RefSeq lists its product as uncharacterized. The transcript is spliced from 2 exons. The record is from RefSeq and is a predicted model, not a curated record. Lineage: Eukaryota; Fungi; Ascomycota; Sordariomycetes; Hypocreales; Hypocreaceae. Bases 1 to 1047 code for a protein of 348 amino acids.